This is a messenger RNA of Gadus morhua (Atlantic cod), 2806 nucleotides long. Its product is annotated as frizzled-8-like. Gene Ontology annotation, cellular component: plasma membrane. NCBI's taxonomy places the organism in Eukaryota, Metazoa, Chordata, Actinopteri, Gadiformes, Gadidae. The record is from RefSeq and is a predicted model, not a curated record. The coding region runs from base 378 to 2243 and encodes 621 amino acids. Gene Ontology annotation, molecular function: Wnt-protein binding; Wnt receptor activity. The transcript has a single exon. Gene Ontology annotation, biological process: non-canonical Wnt signaling pathway; canonical Wnt signaling pathway.
ACACACAAAGAGCGAGAGGACAUAGACGCGCGCACACACAAACACUCUCUCUCGCGGAAACUCAGAAUCUGACGUUUGACAACAACAACACAACAAUCACAACAAGUGUGAAUUGACAGGCAGGGCUCGCGGGUUUUGGAUUGUGCUGGACCCACUGGACCGACCCUCAAGCGUUGGCUGGACGGUGCACGGAUCUCCCCCCGUAGAGAGCGCGCGGGGUCUGCCGUCUCCAGGAUGAACCGGACGGCGCGUCUCCGGUAACCGGCGGACCGGACUCUGCGCCCCGGGAACCCCGGACGCGGGUUUGUAACUUACGGUCACAUCUCGGACCACCGAGAGCGGACAUAAAACAACCCCACCGCUUUGCGUUCACGAGGAUGAUGAUGAAGCAGCGGCGCGCGCUGGGCUGCUGCUGCUGGUGGUGGUGGAGCGUGCUCUUAGCGGGGCUCGCGCUCCACGGCUCGGGCUCGCGCGGCGCGGCGGCGGGCUCCAAGGAGCCGCGGUGCCAGGAGAUCACCGUGCCGCUAUGCAAAGGAGUUGGCUACAACCACACGCACAUGCCCAACGCUUUCAACCACGACACUCAGGACGAGGCGGGGCUCGAGGUGCACCAGUUCUGGCCGCUCGUGGAGAUCCGCUGCUCCGCCGACCUGCGCUUCUUCCUGUGCAGCAUGUACACGCCCAUCUGCCUUGAGGACUACCAGAAGCCACUGCCGCCCUGCCGCGGCGUGUGCGAGCGCGCCAAGGCGGGCUGCGCGCCGCUGAUGCGGCAGUACGGCUUCCCGUGGCCCGACCGGAUGCGGUGCGAGCUGCUUCCGGCGCUGGGCGACCCGGACACGCUCUGCAUGGACUACAACCGCUCGGAGACCACCACCCCCCCGCCGGCGCCCGACCUGCCACUGAAGCCCACCGCCCGGCCACCGAAGCCGUACCACCCCCGCAGGAAGACGGGGUACGGCGGCCGGGUCCCCGGGAAGCCUAAGCCCGCCGUGUCCUCCUCCUCCUCCUGCGAGGCGGGGUGUCGGUGCCGGGCGCCGCUGGUGCCGGUGAGCCGGGACUCCCCGCUGUGGAACCGGGUGCGGACGGGCGGCGUUCUGAACUGCGCCAUGCCGUGCCACAGCCCGUACUUCAGCGGCGAGGAGCGCGCCUUCACGACCUUCUGGGUGGGGCUGUGGUCGGCGCUCUGCUUCCUGUCCUCGGCCGCCACCGUGGCCACCUUCCUCAUCGACAGGGAGCGCUUCCGCUACCCCGAGCGGCCCAUCAUCUUCCUGUCGGCGUGCUACAUGCUGGUCUCGGCCGGCUACCUGGUGCGGCUGGCGGCGGGCCACGAGCGCGUGGCGUGCACGGCGGCGGCGGAGGGGCCGGGCGUGGCGGCGGCGGGGCAGCACGUGCACUACGAGACCACGGGGCCGGCGCUGUGCACGGUGGUCUUCCUGCUGGUGUACUUCUUCGGCAUGGCGUCGUCCAUCUGGUGGGUGAUCCUGUCGCUCAGCUGGUUCCUGGCGGCGGGGCUGAAGUGGGGCCACGAGGCCAUCGCGGGCUACGCCCAGUACUUCCACCUGGCGGCCUGGGUGCUGCCCAGCGUCAAGGCCAUCGCCGUGCUCGCGCUGGGCUCGGUGGACGGCGACGCGGUGGCGGGCGUCUGCUACGUGGGCAACCAGAACCUGGAGCACCUGCGGGGCUUCGUGCUGGCGCCGCUGGUGGUCUACCUGCUGCUGGGCUCCAUGUUCCUGCUGGCCGGCUUCGUGUCGCUCUUCCGGAUCCGGACGGUCAUCAAGCAGGGCGGCACCAAGACGGACAAGCUGGAGCGCCUCAUGGUCCGCAUCGGGGGCUUCACGCUGCUCUACACCGUGCCCGCCUCCGUCAUCGUGGCCUGCUACUUCUACGAGCAGCACCAGAGGCCGUCCUGGGAGGCGGGGCUCAGCUGCUCCUGCCCCCCCGCCGAGGGGGCGGUGCCGGAGGGGGGGGGCGCGGCGCGGCCGGACUACGCCGUCUUCAUGCUCAAGUACUUCAUGUGUCUGCUGGUGGGCAUCACGUCGGGGGCGUGGAUCUGGUCGGGGAAGACGCUGGAGUCCUGGAGGAGGUUCUGCACGCGCUGCUGCUGGGGCAGCAAGGCGGCGGCGGCGGCGGCGGCGGCGGGCGGCGGCUCCCUGUACAGCGACGUCAGCACUGGGCUCACCUGGAGGACCGGCACCGCCAGCACGGGGUCCGGCCCCAAGACGGUGCCCCUGUCCCGGGUCUGAGGGGCGGGGCGCUAGUAUGAGGGGAACGCUCGUCGGUGAGCACCCGCUAAUGACUUGACCUGACUGGACUCUAGACCCUGGAGGACUCUGAAGGGCGGACCCUGUUGGACUCUGGAGGUCCUCAGACCUCUUCACCGCAGACUGGACGUCCGACUCGGGUCCACUGAGGCUGAUGUCUUAUCAGAACUGAACCGUUGUGUCUUAAGGCGUCCACGGCCGUAGGAGUCAACUUUAAGUGAAAGGUUAAUACACUUUAAAGUGAAAGAUGGAUCUACUUUAAGUGAAAGAUGGAUCUACUUAAAGUUAAAGAUGAAUAAACUUUAAGUGAAACAUGAUUCAACUUCAAGUAAAAGACUAAUUAACUUUAAUUGAGAAAUUAAUCUACUUAAAGUUAAGAUGGAUCUCCCCUAAGCCUUACCUUAGCUCGUGUAUUUAUAUCAUUAUUUGCUGUACAUUUAUAUGAACGUUUUUUAUGAGUGUAUGGGUGUAAAUAUGUACAAAGAAAAAUCCACUUUGAUAGAAGAUCUUUAUUUUCUAAAUAAAACCACUUUUAUGGAAAUGUU